This is a messenger RNA of Caenorhabditis sp. 36 PRJEB53466, 699 nucleotides long. NCBI's taxonomy places the organism in Eukaryota, Metazoa, Nematoda, Chromadorea, Rhabditida, Rhabditidae. The record is from the annotation of a GenBank genome assembly.
AUGAUGACCAACUUUGAGAUUGUUACGUGUAAGAAAGGUAUUUGUCGUUAAUAUUUUUUUCAUUAUAUAUAUAUAUAUAUAAUUGUUUUUUUCAGAGUCAACUACUCGACGCAAUCGGUUGUCGAGCCAUGAGGAUGAAGACGAAGAACAUAGUGACGGAAUGGGGAUGACACAAUUGUGGAGCGAAAACGACGAUGAUGUGUUGUCGACAGGCGAUGGUGGAAAGGAGGGAACUGAUCGGCACUCGAGGACGCGGCAACGCUACCACUACUAUGAUAAAGGGAGCCCGUUCUAUUGUCAUCCGGAAAUAAAGGCAGGCGACAAAAUUCCGAUUCCACAGUGUCGGCUCAAAUUUAUGCGAAAAGUUAAACAAAAGGUUUGUUCAUCAACCGUUUUUUUGGUUUCUUUUUUUUUCCUUGUUUACCAUCAUCAUUAUCAUUUCAGUUGGGACGCUUUCACAUGACGCCAAUGGGCAAGCCGGGAUCGGAGCGAACUGACGAGUAUUUUCGCCGUCUCGUUAUUGUUUUCGUUCCGUGGCGUGUUGAGGACGUCAUCCUCAAUCGGUAUGGUGUGGACACUUAUGAGAAAGUAUGGCAGAAGUAUCUGAAGGAGUUGAAACAGAAGCAUCCACUGGGUAGAGCCGAUCUCGAAACACAAAAACAUUUUUUAAAAAAAUUUAAAUCAACAGUUACAGCUUAG